Molecule: messenger RNA, 3717 nt
Organism: Dunckerocampus dactyliophorus (ringed pipefish)
Lineage: Eukaryota; Metazoa; Chordata; Actinopteri; Syngnathiformes; Syngnathidae
Gene: vps37d
Product: VPS37D subunit of ESCRT-I
Exons: 4
Coding region: 326-1081 (251 amino acids)
Biological process (GO): ubiquitin-dependent protein catabolic process via the multivesicular body sorting pathway; protein targeting to membrane; protein targeting to vacuole
Cellular component (GO): ESCRT I complex
Source: RefSeq, a predicted model, not a curated record
GAGUAUAUUUUUUGUCAUUUCUAGCCAUUUAUCUGCUUGACUUGUAGUACCUCGUCAUUGGUGAGUCUUCCAAUAGAAAACGCAGCAAGUAGAGUCAUGGAAAGCCAUGUAGGUACCGUGCAGUGGAAAAGGGCCAUUGUCUAAACAUGCAGCACAGAUUUAAGGAAUGGCGGGCUUUGUGGCACACAAACAUGCACACGCACACACCCACACACACAAAAUGAUUUACAUGUGCUCUUUCCAGGGCAUGUCCAGCUGGUGCUGCUGAACACUGUCAAGUCAGCAGGGUCAGCCUCAGUUUCAGGAGCUUCAAGUGGACAGAGAGAUGCUGCUGGCGUCCAAUAGGAGCGUGGCCGAUGAGAGUCUGGCCCAACGGCCACGCCUGAAUAACAGCAAACUCCAGUUGGCAGAGAAAUACAAGGAACUGUCCAACCUGGCGUCCACUUGUUGGGAAAAACAGAGUCAGCUUGGGACACAAGUCCAGAAGCACAGCCUGCAGACUGCACAGAACCUCCUGCAGGAAGAGGUGGCACGUGCCGAGGAGUGCUCAGAGGAGCUGCUGGACAAGUUCAUGGAGGGGAACGUAAGCCUGGAUGAGUUCUUGGACUCCUUCCAGAGCUCCAGGAGGACUUAUCAUAUCCGGCGAGCACAAGCGGAGAAGAUGCAGGAGAUGAGCCGCUCCAAGAGGCAAACGGGUAAAGGCGGUGAGGAGAAGAGGGAGACGGGAGGGGAAGUCCCCUCCGAGCGGCUCCUCCCGGAUCCUCCGCGCCCCAACGGCUUCAUAGCGCAGGGACCUCUCCGGGUGUUCCAGGUGCGCUACGGACUCACGCCGGCCAUCCUCCUCCCGCAUUAUCCCGUGUCUACGCCGAACCACCAAAACAGGACUCCCCCACCGCCAGAGCCCCACCAGGGGCACAUCUUCAGCCCUGGUGGCGCCCCCCCGCUGUCGGGGCACGGACAGCCGGUCGGCCUCAGGGUCAUCGGGCAGCUGCCGGGCGGCUGGCCAGCUAACGGACGGCCCGUGCGUUUGCAGCAGCUCUACAGGCCCAACCCUCAACAACCCGAACCGCCAUUCCGAUAGGACGGGGAGACAAAAAGCUGCUUUGGAAGGUCUCGGAUCCCAGGAUACACGGGGGUGCCGUUCGUCUCCGUCCACACAGGAAGCUGCCAGCACAUAGACGACAUGCAACCUGCUUUUAUAUCCCAAAAGAGGAACAGCGGCGGAAAUGGCGUUCCGUCAGGUGACUGCGGUGCAAAAGACAAAAGAUGUCUUAUUUAUUGUCGCACACGUGAUGAUCUACUGAAAGUCUUUCAGCCUCUUUCAUUUUUAAAAAUAUUUAUUCCUGUAAAUCCUAUUUUCAAUGGCCGCCUUCAAAGAUGCUAAAGGAAGAAGCGCAUCUCUUUUCAAGGCAGACGUUCCCAUUCCUUCCCCCCCCCCCCUUCACCCUUCAGAGUGGAGGAUUUCAGUCUCCAUGGGAGGAAGUCAGACUGGUUAGAGGCGCUCCGGCAGCUUUUGGGAUUAUAAUAAUUCUCCAAUUAUUCCGCUACUCAGUGUGAUGUUUUGGGGGUUUUUUCCUGCUUUUUCAAGUCAUUGGGAGUGAAGGUUUCCUUUGACAAACUACUUGAAAAAUGCCUUUCCAGAGGUGGGUGCCCACUUCCACCAAUCAGCUGUCUUUAACUGCAUCUUUUAACCACGUCGAGCUCGCUUCCUCGCUCUUUACGUAACCGCAUUUAGUUUAUCUUCAAGCACAUCACAGGUUUACACUUGCACAGUUCAACAUCAACAAGGAGUCAGAAGACGUAAUCCUACCCGUCCUCCGUGUCUCAUUUACUCACUUUCUAGCUUGACUUCCUGUGUUGAACAUGUGCCAGCUUAGGCAAGGGACAGGACGCAAAUGUGUACUCUAGUAGUACUUUUUCUCAGUCCUGAAUAAUCACUGUUUUUGUAUUUUAAGUGAUAUUUUAUAGUAGUCAUGGCCUGAAAUAUGCCCUAAAUGCGUCUCAGCGUUUCCCAGUGUGCUGCGCAAAGCAAAUAUUGUUUCAUAUUGCUGUAGGAAGACGCAACCUGCUGGAGGUUUAAGGAUUGGGACAAACACGUCAAAAUCAGAUAAUGAAAUGCCGUAUUUCCUCCGAUAGACGCCGUGCUACACUUCCACAGACAAACGUGACUCCUCAAAUAAUCCGAUUUUUUUCAAAUAACAGCUGGUCCCACGAGGAUCACUUGUGUCCAUCCAUCUUCUAUGCCGCUUAUCCUCUCUCGGGUCGUGGUGGGUUUGCUGGAGCCUAUCCCAGCUGACUUCGGGCGAGAGGCGGGGAACAACCUGGACUGGUCGCACAAACAACCGUUCACACUCACAUUCAUACCUGUGGAGUCCCCACCUAACCCAACAUGCAUGCUUUUGGAAUGUGGGAAGAAGCCGGAGUACUCCUGCUACUCUCUGCAGUUGAGUAAAUACAAAAGGUUAUUUUGUUAUGUGAGUAAAAUGCAGUAUUCCCAAUUUUUGGCUUUGUUUGAAAAUGCUGUUACAGAAAAGUCCGGAAUGUGCCGUGUUGCCCAAUGAAAUCGUACGAUGGCGUGCAACACAACAUUGGCGGGUGGAAUGAGUGGCGGAUGUUUACCUUCCCGACCCUGUCGCGCCUUUUCCACUUUUACCUCACAUGCCGUCCCGCCUCUGUUGCGGCUCGGGUACCACCUGUGAAUUAGAGUAGUUCUCCAGUGGUGCGUACGCAGGACGAGGUGGAGACAAAAACAAACAAAAGUGGUAAAAUUGGCGUAAAUGUGCACAUGAUGGUGGUGCAGCGGAGCACUGUUUGGUUGGAGGUGCACUCGUGUGUCCACUCAGGAAAGAAAUACACUCCCGUCGGGUCAUUUGUGUUGUUGUUGAAGCAGUGUGAUUGUUAAAGAAUGACUUAUUGUGUUCUUUUUGUCAUGUUUGACGUCCACUGAGGCUCAGAACAAACGUCUUCAUAGAAGUAGACCACAUAAACACUCGAAGUGCUCAUUGGUUCAAAUGUGGGGUUUUUGUCCAUCCUGUCCCGUCUCGUCUAUCCGGGAUUCUUCCCCAGCCGCCUUCUUUUAACAUAGACAUGCACACAAAAGUAUUGGGACGCAGGGAGUUACAACCGACUCACCCGAGAGAGUCGUCUCCGAACUGUUCCCGCAAACUUUGCAGCACACCGCUGGUCCAAAAUGACCUUUCAGAGGGCAAACGAGAACCGCUACCCGCCGCUGUGGCCCGUGUGAUUUUUAUCGCGUGUCAUCGGAGCUGAGACGGGCAAGGUUGUUGCUUGGGAUCAUUAUGAUCCACGUUGAGUCAACAUUGAAAGGAAAGAAAAACAACUUCAGCAGACGCCAUUGUUGUCCCCUUUUGAAAAUGGCCAACGUGAAGACAUUUCUUUUUGUUUUCUGUUUUGACUUAUGUGCAUUUGUGUUGGCUCAAGAUGUGCACGCGUGUACCUAAUGUUCCGUCCGUUAAUUCAAGCUGCAUAAAUGAAGGCUGCUGGGUAAGUUCCUGUGCAUGCUGGCCUCCGCGGUACAGGAAAGUACGCUACGGUACUUUACUGUACGCAACACGACGGAAUUGGACUUCUUGGUUGUGUGAAGGUCUUGGCUAUUUCCUCCCCGACAUCCAAGUGACCUUACACAACAUGUUUACAGUGACUUCAUUCCCAUUCGCCUCUCAUGGAGUUGUCAAUAAAGCACAUUUGCUACUCUGA